CAACUUUAAUCUCUUCAAUUCAUUCGAUUCUCUUCUCAUUACUUUCAACAUUUCUUUCCCAACAUGUUCCAUUUCUUUCCUCUUCCCUUACCAUGUAAUCCCACCACUUUAUUAUACUAAUAACCAAAAUAAUCUUUCAUUCAUUCAUUUAAUUAAUUAGAUGGGCAGUAGUAAACACAAAUGGAGAUUCACUCUCCUUAGAUCACCAUCUUCUAACCACCUCAAAAAACCAUCACCACCACCACCACCAGAAUUCAUCUGCCCAAUCUCUGGGUCCCUCAUGGCGGACCCGGUUAUCGUCUCAUCUGGCCAAACAUUCGAACGAAACUGCGUACUCGCAUCGAUAUCGUUGUCUUACAAACUCACGACUAUCGACUUCACCACCAUUAUACCAAACCUUGCUCUCAAAUCCGCUAUUAUUAGUUGGUGUCACGCCAACUCAAUCUCACCAAUGCCACAACCACUAGACAUACAUUCCGCUUUAAAUAUAAUACAAAAAAUGAGGAUAAACAGCUCGCAGAAUUAUACGAAAAUUCGUCUGUCGAGCUGUUUAUCAUCGACUUCUGAGGAAUCAGUAGUCCCAGCGUCUUCCGCUGUGCAUGAUUUAUCUCCUUUGCGUCCGUUAUGUUAUUUAUCAUCUUCUUCUUCUUCUUCUGAAAUCGAUAAUCAUGAAGAAGAAGAAGAAGAAGAAUAUGAUACGGUUUUUAUUAACCAGCUAAAAAGCGGGUUAAUGUUAGACCAUGAAAACGCUGUCGUUUCAUUAAGAAACAUAACACGGACAAAACAAGAAGUCCGAAUGAAUUUAUGUACGCCUAGGUUGCUUUCGGCGUUACGUCAUUUGAUUAUUUCUAAGUAUUCGUCUAUACAAAUUAACUCUGUUGCGGCUUUGGUCAACUUAUCGUUAGAGAAUGGUAAUAAAGUGAAGAUCGUACGGUCAGGAAUUGUUCCGCCUUUGAUUGAAGUAUUAAAAGGCGGAUUCCCCGAGGCGCAAGAUCACGCGGCUGGCGCGUUGUUUAGUUUGGCACUUGAUGAUCAAAAUAAAACAGCUAUUGGAGUUCUUGGCGCGCUGGGGCCGUUGCUCCACGCGCUGAAGGCCGGGUCUGAGAGGACCCGGCAUGACUCUGCUUUGGCUUUAUAUCAUUUGUCACUUGUUCAAAGUAACCGGUCAAAGCUGGUCAAACUUGGGUCGGUUCAGUUGUUUUUGAGUAUGGUCAAAACGGGUCAUAUGACUGGUCGGGUUAUGUUGGUUUUAUGUAACUUGGCUGGGAGCGUGGAGGGGCGAGCCGCGAUGUUGGAUGGUGGUGCGGUGGAGUGUUUGCUUGGGUUAUUGAGUCGGGGCGAGUUUGACUCAGAGUCGACUCGUGAGUGUUGUUUGGGAGCGUUGUAUGGGUUAAGUCAAGGCGGGUUGAGAUUCAAAGGGCUUGCAAAGGAGGCCGGGGCGGAAAACUUGUUGGUGAAAGAAGAGGAAACCGGGACCGAAAGAUGUAAAGAGAAAGCAAAGAAGAUCUUGGAGGUUAUGAGACAGAAAUACGAGGAGGAAGAGACGGUCGAUUGGGAGGCGUUACUGAAUUCAGACGAGGUAACUCGAUCACGAUUUGAACUUGUUUAUGGUAAAGGGUAAAGUUGGGACUCAUAACUGAACCAAAGGUUUUUUUUGUGGUCAGUUUUGUGGCAUUGUUUUGUGGAUCAUUUUUAUGUAAUUUUGGGGUCUUUUGGGCACCCUUUGUUUAUGUGUGCAUAGGAAAGCAUAGUGGUGUAAAUAAAGAUUUUCGAGUGGAUUCAUUUUGACUUUCAAAAGGUUUAACUGAUCUGCGUAUAUGAAUAUGGUUGAGGUCUCAUUGUUGUCGUGUUGGGUUGAAACAGAAUCUCUUAUAGUGAAAGUUUGGUCGUAUGGAGUUGGAAAAGGGUUGAUCUUGUAUCGUUGUUUAGCACUUGGCUCGACGAAAAAGAUCUAGUUUUGUGAAUAAACUGAAGUUACUGUCGUUAAA
Messenger RNA from Erigeron canadensis, 1988 nucleotides. Its product is annotated as U-box domain-containing protein 40. Gene Ontology annotation, biological process: protein ubiquitination. The coding region runs from base 161 to 1621 and encodes 486 amino acids. The transcript has a single exon. Gene Ontology annotation, cellular component: cytoplasm; nucleus. Gene Ontology annotation, molecular function: protein binding; ubiquitin-protein transferase activity. The record is from RefSeq and is a predicted model, not a curated record. Lineage: Eukaryota; Viridiplantae; Streptophyta; Magnoliopsida; Asterales; Asteraceae.